CCCCUGAUCCCCUCCACCGCCCGCGGGCGCUUGUGCUGAUGUUUUUGCUCUUCUUGCUGUCUUUGCUAUAUUUUCCUCCUUUCAGGGAGUCCCAUCUUCAAUUUUCCCCUGAUAUUUCUCCCCCGUCCCGCCCCCAUCUCUAACCUGCCCGAAACCUCUCCUUUCUACUCUCCAAACCGGUUCUAAUUCAGAUUUAUAUGCUACAUGGCACAAUAUCACGAUUCCCAUUUCACAGAAUCAUAGAAUAGUUUGGGUUGUAAGGGACCUUAAAGAUCAUCCAGUUCCAAACCCUUGCCAUGGGCAGGGACAUCCCACUAGAUCAGGCUGCCCCAGGCCCCAUCCAACCUGGCCUUGGGACAUCCACAACUUACCUGGGCAACCUGUGCCAGUGCCUCACCAUGCUCAUGGUAAAGAAAUUCUUCCUUAUGUCUAGCCUAAAUGUGCCCCUCUCCAGUUUCUACCCGUAAUCUGCAUUCUCCUGGCUCUUUACUACUCUCUGAUAUUUUCUUCCAGCUUCAAAGCCAGAGACUUUUAAACUCUUUUUAGACCCUUGUUCUUUCUGUUAUUCUUGCGCCACCCCAGAUCUAAUAAUCUUAUCGUCCCGUUUCUGUUCUUUCUUUGUAAGUCUUCUGUAGUACUUCAAUGUCACCCCACCCCUCCAUGAUGGAUCCUGACUGUAUUCACCUUCCAGGUCCUCCCUCUCCCACACCACACAAAUUCCCCUGUGGAUCAUCUCAUUGUGGUGGUGGCUCACAGAUAUAUUUCUCUUUUGUGCCCUUCCUGAUAAGCGCCACUGUCUAGCCAUUAGAUUGGAUUUAUUAUAGUGCAUCAAGCUUUUCCCACAGUCUUUCCCUCCUUUCUUGAGUGUGGAUAGCUGACUACUGUACUUUAAACGGUAGGUGAUGGUCUAAGCAUUAUAUCUGAGCCUACUUAUUUGAACUGCGUCCAAGUCUUGCCUCUGUCUUUUGCACAAUAGCAGUUCAAGCCUGUCUUCUCAGUCUGGUUCAGGACUUUUUCAACUGGUGCUGUGAGUGCUGGCACAGCCUCCUUCCAAACAUGGCAAAAGGUUCUUGAAGGGUUGAGGAUUAUGUAAAACAAUACUGUUGAAGCCUUCUUUCAUUCUCUGACUAAUUGCUCCCUAUCUUAUGUUUGGUGCAUGCUGUAAGUCUUGCAGUAAGUCUUGCAGUUUCCUCCAUCUGACAGUUGGUUUCUACCAGAGGCACCAAAUCCAGCCUCUUACCUUCUCCUCCACAGCCAGGGGAGGGAAUUGUCUGCGGAAAUGGAGAAGACCAACUGAAAUGAGAAUUACUACAUGCAGCCUGUUCCCCUCUGGAAGGAUAAACAUGUGCAGAAUCAAUUGGAGACCAUGUCACAUCUGAGGUUGAAAGUCCACCGUAGCCGGUGUUGGAAAAGUAAACAUUAAGAUCAGUCGCUCCUACAGCGUGAUAUACUGUGAUUUUCCUACCUUAGGAAAUCGGCACCAGUUAGGAAAUGGCCAAAGUCGAAAGGUUUGCUUUUCAUGUUCCCAGCCUGGAGGAGCUUGCUGGGGUUUUGCAGAAAGGGCUCAAAGAAAACUUUGCUGAUGCUGAAGUCUCUGUUGUAGACUGUCCUGAUCUGACUCAGGAACCCUUCAACUUUCCUGCUAAAGGAAUCUGUGGAAAGCCUAGAAUAGCAGAUGUGGGUGGUGUUCCUUAUCUCAUACCGGUUGUACAGAAAGAAAAACUUUAUGAUCUAAAUAGGGUUGCAAAGGACAUAGAGCUGCCUGGAGCUUUCAUUCUUGGAGCUGGAGCUGCUUCAUCUAAGACUGUUGGAGUAAAUGCUGAGCUUAUCCCUAUUGUUCAGACUAAGAGCGAAAAAAAGGCUGCUGUAAAUGGGAGCUACAUUGCUCAAAUAAAUCCUGCAGAUAAAGGGUGCCUGCUUGAGAAGUACAGCAGUAAAUAUACUGACUGCGAGUUUGGGCUGUUGGCCAACCUUUAUGCCAGUGAGGGUAAACCUGGUAAGGUCAUUGAAGUGAAAGCCAGUGGAAGAACUGGGGAACUCAACUUUGUGUCUUGUCUGAGACAAAUUCUGGAGAAACACUAUGGAGAAAAGCCAGUUGGGAUGGGUGGUACAUUUAUCAUAGAGAAGGGGAAAGCAAAGAUUCACGUUAUGCCUCCAGAAUUUUCUGCCUGCCCUCUGAACACUGAUGAGGAUGUGAAUAACUGGCUGAAAUUCUUUGAAAUGAAGGCUCCACUGAUUUGUCAGCCAGUAAUAGUUUCAAGAGAUCCAGGCUUUGAUCUGCGGUUGGAGCACACGCACUGUUUCAGCCACCAUGGGGAGGGAGGGCACUACCACCAGGACACCAGCCCCGACAGUGUGCGCUACCGGGGGUACUUCCUGCCUGCCGAGCUGCUCUUCCGCAUCGACAAGCCCCUGGAGACCCACCUCGUUGGCAGGGACUGAAACAGGGAGGCUGUAGUGGAGGUGUCACAUUUAAUCUUCCUAAAAUACAAAUGCUGAUUUUUUUAUAACACUUUUGAUUACUUGCACUUAUCAGAGUCAAGAAUAAAUAUGAGAGCAGUGAGCUGCCGACUUCUUGAUUUUGUUAUAGGGAGAAACUGUGCUUACGCAUUGUUGAAAUGGUUAUUUAACCAGUAAUUUCUUAUUCAAUAUUAUUAAUUAUGUAUUUUUUUCUUCUUUGGCUGUGCUUCCUAUGUGGUUAUAGCUGAUGCUGGGGAACUAGAAGUGAAUUUGUUUAGAAUGAGGAAUUAAACAGCGUCUGGUAUUUAUUUUGUAUCAGAAACAGUGUGGUCAGCAGGACCAGGGAAGCGAUUGUCCUCCCAUACUCGUUGCUGGUGAGGCUGCACUUCAAAUCCUGUGCUCAGUUUUGGGCCACUCACUGCAAGAAGGACAUUGAGGGGCUGGAGCGUCUGCAGAGAAGGGCAAUGGGGCUGGUGAAGGGGCUGGAGGAACUGGGAUUGUUUAGCCUGGAGAAGGGAAGGCUGAGGGGGGAGACCUUAGGAAUUGUAGAGAGGUGGGUGUUGGUCUCUUCUCCCAAGUAAGAAGUGAGAGGGAAUGGCCCCGAGCUGCACCAGGGUGGGUUUAGACUGUAUAUUAGCAAAAAUUCCUUCACAGAAAGGGUUGUCUGUCACUAGCGGAGGCUGCCUGGGGAGAUGGUUGUGUCACUAUCCCUGGGGCUGCUGAAAAGGUGUGUGGAUGUGGUGCUCGGAGCAUGGUUCCGUGGGGGCUUGGCAGGGCGAGGCGUACAGCCGCCUUGAUGAUCCUAAGGGCACUUUUCCAACCUAAGGCCUUCCGUGUUUGAAAAAUAACGCUGCAACAGCUGAUCGCUGCUCCCUGAGUGUAAACCUGGCUGGUUAAAGGAGCUUUACCAGAUAAAACCUUACUACAGGUGAAAAGUACAUCCA
This is a messenger RNA of Cuculus canorus (common cuckoo), 3404 nucleotides long. RefSeq names its product chromosome 1 C11orf54 homolog (gene BKGD). Gene Ontology annotation, cellular component: nucleus. Gene Ontology annotation, molecular function: hydrolase activity, acting on ester bonds; zinc ion binding. The transcript has 10 exons. NCBI's taxonomy places the organism in Eukaryota, Metazoa, Chordata, Aves, Cuculiformes, Cuculidae. Bases 1492 to 2442 code for a protein of 316 amino acids. The record is from RefSeq and is a predicted model, not a curated record.